Fomitopsis serialis is the source of this 2282-nucleotide messenger RNA. RefSeq lists its product as uncharacterized. Bases 266 to 1906 code for a protein of 546 amino acids. The record is from RefSeq and is a predicted model, not a curated record. Lineage: Eukaryota; Fungi; Basidiomycota; Agaricomycetes; Polyporales; Fomitopsidaceae. The transcript has 6 exons.
CAUGGGAGGAAGGCAAGAGGAAGGGCAGCUGGAAAUAAAGCGGGUAUGAACUACAGCAGUUGCCGAGACGGGACGGGAGAUGCGGACAAUCAUUGUGACACGGUGCCUGUGACAGGGGCGCCAGGAAAGGGAGGCGUGACGGAGAUGGCGGGAUGGGCGUGGGAGGGCAACGAGUCCGAGUCCGACGACCAACGCCCUUUCCCUCCCGCCAUCCUCCAUCCGUCCCGCUCGCUCGCUCGAUGCCCUCCACCGCGCGCCGGUGACGAUGAUCAUCCUCGACGACAGCGAAGAUCCGUUUAAUCCCGACAAGCUCCUCGCCGACGCCCGUUCUGUCCACCGCCCUGCAACCCCGACCCCUUCUCUCCCCUCCUACGAAAUCUCCCAGUCCCAAGCCCAGGGUGUACAAUGUCCUCCAGAGGAACUCGAGGCGCAGACGCAAGGGCAAGAUCAAGAGCAAGAGCAGCCGCAGAGCGACAAGACAUCGCGGACGUGGUGGCCAAAGAAUGCCCAUCGCCGUUUUCGCAGGGCACUUCUGUACGCUCUGGUAGUGUAUUUCGUGAUCACCGUCGCUAUCGGUGUACCAAUCAUUGUGGUGAAGCUUCGACAUCGCGCCUCGGAGCACAGUCCAUUCCCGACCAAAGGAAGCAGCAGCAGCCUGACUCUGAUAUCAGACGGCGUCCAGACACUCCCAAAGUCUCUCGCAGUGGGCUGCAACGCGUGGGCAGAGCAUUCCGACUCGUCAUCGACCCUACAGUACAGUGUGCCCCUCGACGGCCUUGUGUUCGUGCAGUCAAACGUGUCGUAUCAAAGCGAGCCAUCUGUCCUGCAAGACAUCUCCGGAACGCUGUCUGUCGGUGUCAACGCCGAUCCCCACGCAAAGGACGGCGUCGUCUCCGUCACCAUGCAGUACUCGAGCCAGAGUCUGAAGGAUCAGACGAGCGUAUGUCUCAUGAAUGUCUCGAACAGCAGUGGACUGUAUCUCUACGUGCCGUCAAACCUUUCGUCAAACGACUCGCUCGCGUUCAGCGUAACCUUCUUGUUCCCCCAAGGAUCACCGUUGUACAUCUCCGAGUUCGUCACGAUGCUACCCCAUUUCACCCAGUACUUCGAAAGUCUGUCGUACUGGGUAAAAUUCGACAGAGUGACAUUGGGCGGUCCUCAGUCGCAGGUUUCGGUGGUGUCAAUGGACGCUACGUCACUAGAGGUGAAGACGGCAUUGGCAGGGAUUCAGGGCAAUUUCAAUGUCACACAGUCUUUGGUUCUGGAAACCGUCUCUGCCCCUAUCGACGUAAACAUUUCUCUUGUCAACCUUGGACAGGGAGACCCAACCUUCUUAGACGUGAGCACUGGGAAUGCUCCUCUAAAUGCUAGCGUCUGUCUAUUCCUCCCUCAGGAUGCCGACCCGUCUAGGAUGCCCAACUUCAUGACGCAUUUCGAGACCUUCAAUGCACCUCUCACGGUGUUCGUCGAUCACGCUCCCGAGUCUGCCCCUGGCAUCCUCCGCCUUCGCGCAGAAAGUAGCGUAGGCCCGGCUCUCGUUGCCGUUGACAGCGCAUACUCCGGCGUUUUCGAUGUCACGACAACGUUUGCAGCCGCGGACGUAUUUAGCAGCAACGUCAACAGCGUAGAGCAGCUUGCGCAGGUUGACCUCAGCUUUAUGGACGGAAACGUGCCCACGACGGGUACGGCGACGACGAAUGCCGACUCAGAGUUGGGCCGGACGAAUGCCGACGUAGAGUUGGGCCGAACCUUGAUGUUCGACACCAUGCAAUCAUCCAGACUAACGGGGUGGGUAGGCGUGCCUCCAAGGCCAUCCCUACCGCCGGGUCCAAAAUCCUUCGGCAAGCAGGGUGGCAUCGAGGUCAUCUCAACACUGAGCCCUGCCGCGCUGUUGCUUGGUACAUAGCCAGGCGCGUGCGCGGCCCAUUCGCCGCCCCGUAACGGGCGUGCUGGUCGCGUGCGCGUGUGUCGUUUUCGCUGGGUCGAUCGUCUGCUGGAUGUGUCCCUCGUCGUGUAACAUAGUGUAGUUUUAGCUUCGGACAGAUGGGAAGGGACACGCCCGUCUUCUUGCUUCAUCCAAGGCCUUCUCCGUUUGUGCGCUAUGUACAUGGCGGUCGGCCUAUUCGUUCGUUCGCUGCUCAUUCCCUCCGGCGUAAUUUGCGGCUGCGUCAUUGUGUCUACUACAUCGUAACCUACUCACGCUCUCUAAAGUUCGUGGCUCGCAUCAUUGUUCGUCUAUUGCAAUCUCCAUAUACAGUUAAUCACAUGCAGUUGAAACACGC